AUGUUGGACUUCUUUCGUUCUGUCGCCCAAUCUAUCCCUUCGUCCUCACCAUCCGCUUCGACGUCUCCAGAUCUAGACAUGUCUUCCGACUCUAUGCAGGGUUCGGCAAGAGAUAUGCUGCAGGACCGGGCUGGAAUCAUAGUCUUACGCGAGGAUCUCGAUUUCUAUGCCAUACCGCCACGCCCUGAUAUCGAACACGCAGAAAUGAUGGAGGUCAAACGUGCAGCAGCGAAAGCUUUAUUGAAACAAGAUGGGAUAUUUUCAGGCUUAAGGAAAAGCGACGAGGCUGGUUCUACGGAGCAGCAUUUGAUUGAAAUGCUGACUGCAGGUGGUUUUGAUCGUGAUGAUCGAUGGGGACACCGUGCCCCUGAGCCAAAUAAGGCAGUGAUUUGUAGCCUUGCAUUGGCGAAGCUUCGUACCGACAUUAGAGGUGACUUGUCCAAUAAUAACGCAGUAGGAAUGGCACAGAAACUCUUAUUGUUUUGGAGAAAGCCAGCCAGGCGAUGCUGGUGGGAGGGUGUCGAGUUAGAGAACGUGGAUGGCAUUGAGGGCACAGUCAAGAUUUGGAUCCGUCGGGUAUGGACCUUGGAGAUGAGCGUUAUUGGACUUCGGUAG
Messenger RNA from Aspergillus tanneri, 615 nucleotides. Its product is annotated as putative general stress response protein Whi2. NCBI's taxonomy places the organism in Eukaryota, Fungi, Ascomycota, Eurotiomycetes, Eurotiales, Aspergillaceae. The record is from RefSeq and is a predicted model, not a curated record. The coding region runs from base 1 to 615 and encodes 204 amino acids. Gene Ontology annotation, molecular function: RNA binding. Gene Ontology annotation, cellular component: nucleus. The transcript is spliced from 3 exons.